GAGCCAAUGGGUGCGGCCCCAUAGCUGGCGCCGCUCGGCCCCUCCCUUUUCCGAUCGAAUUCAGGGGCGGGGCGGCGGCGGGAGCGCGCCCGUCUCUCCCGGGCGAGCGGGCGUUUUUCGGUGGCUUCGUGGUUGGGCUCCCCGUUUCGUAGGUUACGCACACAAUCACUCCCCAGGGGACCGCCCGGAGCCCGCCCAGGCAGCUGCGCCAUCUCAUGCCUGGGCACCCCUGAGGCGGGGGUCGCGAUGGUGCGGGGCAGGGGCUCGACGAGGAGCUGACCAGGGGCUGAGAAGAGUCGGGGCCACGCACGAAGCCCUUCCCUUACCCGCGGGUCACGCCACUCCCUGGACGCCCUGAACUCCGUGCCCCCCAAGCCCCGGGCCCCCUGCGGGAAUGUUCAAAAAUGAGUACCAGGGAGGUGCAUUUGUUGAAAUCUUUAGUGCUCAGGGCAAAAAUCCUGGAGCAAAAUGGAAGAUCCUUGGCAGUCCCUCUGUGAUUUGGAAAGAGUUUGAUAAAGAAGCCAAAAGCUUUGUGUUUGUCCUGGAAGGCAGCAGCCAAACAAACAAAAUCCAGUUACCAAAGGAGAAUAAGCAAAUCCUUGGACUGAUCCAGAGGUUUCUUGUACUUCAGAUUUACAUACCCUUGGGACAAGACUUCUCCACUGAAUUGCUAAUUACUGAUUUAGGGAACAUUAAAAGAAGAUUGUAUUUAUCAACGGUCCAUAAGGAACUGUCCUCAACUCCUCUCCAUGCAAAAAUCCCACUUUUCAUGAUCAAGCGCAAAAUUUGGUGCAAUCUAUGUAUAGACUUGGUAGCAUUUACCAGUGAAAUAUUCAAGGGAGCAGUUUUCCAGUCAUUGGAUGGAAUUAUUGUCUCUGCUAACUGUAAGCUACGGAAGAUCUUUACCUUAAAAUGCAAGCCUCAAGACACUGCUGAGAAAGAUGCUGGAUAUGGGGUUCCCUUUCCAACCAAUGAACCUACAGACAUUAUUCCUCGAAGCUGCCAGCUGACAACAGAUGUUCCACAAGUCACACAGCUGCUAAACAUGACUAAGCUCCGCCAAACCGAAAUAAAAUUUGGAGGUCAUCCCCUGAAUUCAGCAGAAUCAGAUCAGUUCAUUAACAAGGGAACAGGCAGUGUGCGUACCAGUAAAAAUCAUGAUGUUUGUCAUAUCGCCUUUGGAUCCAGAGUACUUGGACCACCUCCACUCUCUGGCAGAAGAAAUAACAUGAGGAUAUCCAGUGAGACAAUAAGAUCCAUUGGGUCCAGAAAUAACCGAUCAUGCCAACAGUCUAUGGCAGAGAACUGUGUUAGCAGUGCAGAAAUGUCAGCCUCACUGAUACCUGAGUCGGAGGAGCAAAGAGAUAAAGAAAAUAUUCGCCAAAUAAAGCAGACCGUACCUAUUCAUGCUGAUCUGCAUGUUAUGCACCCACAUCCCCCUCAAGAACCAUCAGCAGAUAAGAAUAAUAACAGGAGAAGAUUACGAUUAAAAAGCACCAACAGAGAAAGGACAGAGGCACACCGAGGCUGUUCUUCAGGAAAUAACAGGAAUGAAGAUAAAGCGACAACCCCCCUCAACAGUGUGUCCCAACAGAAAGCAGAGAUGAACCCAAGCUCUCCAACACCACAGUCUCCUGAUCAAGCAGAUGAGUGGAUAUUUCCUGAAAAUGAUCACAUUUCCCAUUUGGCGUCCAGCAGACAGUCUCUCCUUCUAGAUGAUGACUCCCGCCACGCUUCACACCUGUGGCUAGAAGCCAGCAAGGAAAGUGAACGUGACCAACUGGCAGAGGAAACCCAGGCUGUUCCAAAGAACAUUUUCACUUUUUCAUCAAGACCGCGAUCAGCACCUCAUGGAAAAACUCAAACUCUGUCCCCAGAGGGGUGCCCAUUUAUUUUGGAUCUAAAAGAGGAUACCAGUGUGACAAGGAGAGACACUGAAUCGGAGGAUGAUUUUUAUGGCGGUGACAGCAGCGAAGAGGGUAACUACAGUAUCCAGGGUUCCUUGGGCCCAACAACUAGCCCUUCAGGGUUAGCUCAGUUAACAGUAGAGAGCACGCGGGGGACGGCUACAAGGCGGACAGAUACAAGACCUCUAAAAAGUGUCUAUGCAGAAGCAAGAGCAUCAGAAAGCCAGAAUUCCUUGGCGAAGCAGAUAGAUAGAAAAGACUUUCAAACGAGUUUGGUGCCUACACCAUGCCGUUCUCCCCCCAGAAGAAGUGAAUCCUCUCAGAAAACUCCAGAUGCUGUUAUCAAAGCAAAGGACCUACCAGCCCAUCAAGUACCAACUUCAAUAAACAAAACGUCCCUAAAGGAAAUCUCGGGAGAAAAGCUGAGACCGAUUCCUGAAGUAGCUCUAAGGAGACUGACAGAGUACUCCCUUCAAGAGGAUCAAAGAGGGAAGGAGCUUCAUCUUUUGUUGAGGGGAUCAAGGCACAAAGGCACUGCUUACCAUUUGUGCAGAGAGGUUUGACCUCCGUGUCAAAAUUCAGGUUAAUAAAAUGUGGUCUCUACAACCCACAUGAUCACUUUAAUCUGCGGCUCGCAUUUGUGAAUGUGGUAACCUCAAUUUAAUAGGGUGUAAAAUUAUUGAAGGCAUAGGCACCUUGCCCCAUUUCAGGGUAAAUUUACGAUGGGAAUGGAGUGUUCUUCCAAUGUUCUUCCUUUAAAAAGGAAAUUCAUGGUCAUAGUGAAAGGGUGCUAAUACCCGACGUUCUCUCCACUUAAUAGCUGCAGCUAAGAAUCUGUGAAAACAAGUUUCCUCAAGAGUGCUGUGUGUUGCUAACUCUGCGAAAGGAUUUUUUUCCCCAGGUCCCAGAAAACCGUGGUGGUGACUUUUGUUUUAAUAAUUCACUAAUAUUUACUUCACACAAUACAAAAUUCAGCCUUUUUUAGUGCAUUCACAGAGUUAUGCAACCAUGACCACUAAUCCUAGAUCACUAUUAUCACCCCAAAAGAAACUCUGUUCCCAUUAAUAGUCAUUCCCCAUUGCCUGCUUCCCCCAAACUCCCAGAAACCAUUAAUUUAUUUCCUGUCUCUAUGGAUUUGCCUGUUCUGGACAUUUCCCAUAAAGGAAAUCAGACACAGUGUGCCCUUUUGUGUCUGACUUCUUUGAUUUAGCAUGAUGUUCUCAAGUUCUUUCUAUGUUGUAGCUUUCCAUUUCUUUUUAUGCCUGAAUAAUAAUCCAUUAUGUGGGUGUGCCAUAUUUACUUAUUCAUCUAUCAGUUGAUAGUUGGUUGUUUCCACUCUUUGGCUAUAAUGAAAGAUGCUGCUAUGAACAUUCAUAUGCACAUUUUUGUGUGGACAUAUGUUUUCAGUCCUCCUGGGUGUAUACCUAGGAGUGGAAUUGCCAGGUCAUAUGGAACUUUACAUUUUACUUUUGAGAAACUGCCAAACUGUUUCCCUAAGCAGCUGCACCAUAUUACAUUCCCACCAGCAAAGCAAGGUUGGGGGAUUUCUCCACAUCUCAGUCAACACUCGUUAUUGUCUGCCUUUUUCAUUUCAGCCAUCCUAGUGUGUAAAGUGGCAUCUCCUUGUGGUUUGGGUUUGCUUUUCCCUAAUGACUAAAGCUGUUGAGCAUCUUUUUGUACACGUAUCAGCCCAUUUGUAUAUCUCCUUUGGAAAAACACCUAUUCAGACCUUUGGCCUAUUUUUUCAUUGGAUUAUUUGUCUUUGUAGUAUCCAGGUCUAAGAGUUUGGAUACAGUUUCUUAGAUACAUGAUACGCAAGUAUACUCUCCCAUUCUGUAACUUGUCUUUUCAUUUCUUUGGCUAUCUUUUGAAGCAAUAGAAGUUUUUUCAUUUUGGUGAAGUCUAGUUUAUUUAUUUCUUCUGUUGCUUAUGCUUUUGUGUCAUAUCUAAGAAUGGUUGCCUGAUCCGAGAUCACAGAGUUUAUUCCUAUGUUUUCUUCUAAGAAUUUUAUAGUUUAACUCUUUUUAAAAUUUUUUUUUCUUUUAUGUUUUAUUUCUUUUUGAGAGACAGAGAGAGACAGAGCAUGAGCAGAGGAGGGGCAGAGAGAAAGAAACACACAGAAUCCAAAGCAGGCUCCAGGCUCUGAGCUGUCAGUACAGAGGCCAGAGUGGGGCUCGAACUCCCGAACUGCAAGAUCAUGACCUGAGCUAAAGUCGACGCUUAACAGACUGAGCCAUUCAGGCGCCCCAGAAUUUUAUAGUUUAACUCUUAAAUUUUGUGCUAUGAUCCAGUUCUGGCUGAUUUCUGUCUAUAGUGGGAAUAGAGGUUCAACUACAUUUUUUUGCCUGUGAAUAUUCAUUUGUGCCAGCACUGUCAGUUGAAAGACUGUCUUUUCCCAUUGAAUUGUCUGUCACCCUUUUUGAAAAUCAGUUGACCGUGCAUGUAAAAGUUUAUUUCCGACUUCUCAGUUCUAUUCUGUUUAUCUAUAUGUCUAUCUCUAUGCAGUACCACACUGUCUUGAUUCCUAGUUUUAGAGUAGGCCUUUGAAAUCAGGAAGUGUGACCCCUUCAACUUUGUGCUUUGUUUUCUGGAUUCUUUUUGCAUUUCCAUAGGAAUUUGAGGAUCAACUUGUCAAUUUCUGAAAAAAAAAAAAAGGCAACUAGGAUUGCAUUGAAUCUUUAAAUCGAUUUGGGGAAUAUCUUAACAUCUUAACAAUAUUAAGCCUUCCAAUCCAUGGAUAUCUUUCUGUUUGUUUCUUUAAUUUCUUUCAGCAAUGUUUUAUAAUUUUCAGCACACAGGUCCUGCACUUCUUUUGUUAAAUUUAUUCCUAAGUAAAUUUUUUGAUGCUGUUGUGAAUAGAAUUAUUUCCUUAAUUUUAUUUUUUAUUUGUUCAUUGCUAGUGUUCAUAGAAAUGCAGUUUAUUUUUAUAUUGAUUUUUUUAGAUCUUGCAACCUUGCUGAAUGUUAAUUAGUUCUAAUAGUGUUUUUAUGAAUUCCUUAGGAUUUUCUAUAUACAAGAUCAUGUCAUUGCAAAUAGAAAUAGUUCUACUGCCUUUCCAA
This is a messenger RNA of Neofelis nebulosa (Clouded leopard), 4966 nucleotides long. It is a transcript of the gene CFAP20DC, whose product is annotated as CFAP20 domain containing. Bases 395 to 2470 code for a protein of 691 amino acids. The transcript is spliced from 14 exons. Lineage: Eukaryota; Metazoa; Chordata; Mammalia; Carnivora; Felidae. The record is from RefSeq and is a predicted model, not a curated record.